AUGAAUAUGGAGUAGGUAGUGGUGGGAAUGUCGUGUCUGCAGCCAAGUGACCUCAGAAGCCAGUCUGUCCGUAAGGCCGCUAUUAAUAACUACUCUUCUCUCUCCUCCUUCUCGGUUCUCAGUUCUCCCACUGAACCAGAGAGAGGGAGAGAGAGGAUGGCGCUACUUGGGCUUGGAGCGGGAUUUUCAUUCCCUACUCCUCCUCAGAAUCUCCCAACUGCCGCCAAAUGGGAGUCCCUGCUCUCAAAUUUGUCGAAUUCCAAGAUUUCUUUUUCGCACUUUUGCAUCGAACCAGCAGGUGAUAGAAUCCGUUUGGGAAGAAAGCCGAUAAGCGCUACAUCAAGCAUCAAGUCCUCUGCGAAAGCUUCUCAAUUGAACCAGGCUUCCGGGAUUGUGAAAGAAAAAAGUGUGUCUGUCAUUCUUUUGGCUGGAGGACAAGGCAAAAGGAUGGGCGCAAGCACUCCCAAGCAGUACCUCCCACUUGUUGGCCAACCAAUUGCAUUGUAUAGUUUCUACACUUUCUCACUUAUGAAUGAAGUAAAGGAAAUCAUUGUAGUUUGUGAUCCAUCCUACAAGGACAUCUUUGAAGACUCCAAAAUGAGGAUCCAUGUGGACCUUAAAUUUGCACUUCCUGGGAAGGAGAGGCAAGAUUCUGUAUACAAUGGACUUCAGGCAGUUGAUCUGAAUACGGAGCUUCUUUGCAUCCAUGAUUCUGCAAGACCCCUUGUAUCAUCUGGAGACGUUAAAAAGGUUCUUAAUGAUGGAUGGCUGAAUGGAGCUGCUGUCCUUGGUGUUCCUGUUAAAGCUACAAUCAAAGAGGCAAAUAGAGAAUCUUUUGUAGUGAAAACUUUGGACAGGAAAAUGCUUUGGGAAAUGCAGACUCCACAGGUUAUCAAGCAUGAGUUGCUUAGAAAAGGUUUUGAGCUUGUCAAUAGAGACGGGCUUGAAGUCACUGAUGAUGUGUCUAUUGUGGAGCACCUUAAACAUCCCGUGUACAUCACUGAAGGAUCUUACACCAACAUCAAGGUCACAACCCCUGAUGAUUUAUUACUUGCGGAGAGGAUACUGAGUAACAGAGCUGGAGAGUCUUCGGAGUGAAUUCCAUUUUCUUUUGGUCUAAAUAGUUGUAUUUCAUUAUUGUUCAAUUUUGCAGAUGAAUAUGUGAAUGGAUAAAAAGAAAGAAGACCAUUUUUAAUAUAGUCCCCUGCUCUUCUGUGAAUCUUAGAAUUGCAAUAUACCAUGUGCCUUUUAGCGAGCAGGAAAACUUCAAAAGUUAAUGGAGAAUUACAUUGUUUUGCCAGGGCUA
Messenger RNA from Malania oleifera, 1306 nucleotides. Its product is annotated as 2-C-methyl-D-erythritol 4-phosphate cytidylyltransferase, chloroplastic. The record is from RefSeq and is a predicted model, not a curated record. Gene Ontology annotation, molecular function: 2-C-methyl-D-erythritol 4-phosphate cytidylyltransferase activity. The transcript is spliced from 12 exons. Gene Ontology annotation, biological process: isoprenoid biosynthetic process. Lineage: Eukaryota; Viridiplantae; Streptophyta; Magnoliopsida; Santalales; Ximeniaceae. The coding region runs from base 28 to 1098 and encodes 356 amino acids.